Messenger RNA from Eucalyptus grandis, 1438 nucleotides. RefSeq names its product phytochrome-interacting ankyrin-repeat protein 2. The coding region runs from base 624 to 1154 and encodes 176 amino acids. Gene Ontology annotation, molecular function: protein binding. The record is from RefSeq and is a predicted model, not a curated record. The transcript has 3 exons. NCBI's taxonomy places the organism in Eukaryota, Viridiplantae, Streptophyta, Magnoliopsida, Myrtales, Myrtaceae.
AAUCCUGGCAGGAGGCAACCCCGCCGCGUGAACAAACAGAAAUCUCUCUUCUCUCUCUCUCUUUCUGUCGUGGGGGCGAAAUCGAGUCCGUCGUCUAGGGUUUGGUCUGGUCACGGCAGCAGCGUCGGCGACAUCUCCUUCCGCCGCCGCCGUCGUCGUCUUCCUCUUUUCCUCCGAUCGCGUCCUCCCCGAUUCCCCUCCCAAUCGCACCAGGCUUCGUUCGCGUUCGACGCUGAUCUCUCUCUUCCUCCUCGAAUCAGGCACCUAGGGUUCCGGCGGUCUCUGCAUCGAAUGAUGUACAUAUCACCGCCCUCCCGUCGCGUCCUCUCUAUCGCGAUCUAUGUGAGCCUCCGCGUGUUCGGACCCGGCUUGAAUCCGUUCGCCCCCUACUGCGUCGCCCAUCACUCCCUCUCCCGCUAAAUUCGCUCGCCGCCUCCCUUCUCCUUCCUCUUUGUGUUUUUUUUUUUUUUUUUGAAGCGUCUUGCUUUCUGCCGCCGGGAGCUUUCUGGUAUUUGCUCGCGCUUGGCGGAGCAAAAUUGAGUCUUUUGCUCUGGGGUUCCGUGGUGAUUGAUAAUACCGGUGCUUGGUAAAACCUGUUUCGGCGGUUAAGUGUCUGGAGGAUCAUGCCUCAAGGGGAGGUGGCUUCGAUUCGGAGGAACCCGUCGCUGACGAGGAGGCGCUCGUUCAGGAGCAGGGUCGAUGGGGAUGACAGGGGUUGGACCCUGCUCCACAUCGGUGCUCGGAAAGGCGACCUCAGGCAGGUAAGGCGCCUUCUUGAUGAAGGAAUGGAUGUGAAUGUGGCUGCUGGGGGCCCCAAAUCAAAAGGGGUAACGCCACUCCACCUUGCUGCUGAGGGUGGCCACGUGGAAGUCAUGGAUGAACUGCUCGAGCGAGGUGCAAAUAUUGAAGCUAGAACAAAAGGAGCCUGUGGCUGGACACCUCUCCAUAGUGCGGCCAAAGAAAGAAAACGGGAAGCAGUCAAAUACUUGAUAGAGAAUGGAGCCUUCUUGCCUGAUGACAUAAAUGAUUGCAGAUUCAAUCCACCGCUGCAUUACUGCCCUGGCCUUGAAUGGGCUUACGAGGAGAUGAAGCGUCUUCAGCAGGACAGCUCAUCUGCUGGUGAGGGCUCCUCCUAUAGCUCGGAAAGCUUAUGAUGAGUCUUCCUACACGCUCGGGACUCAGAAGCCUCUCUUAUGAGCUGACAUGGUCACCGUAGAAUGAGGAUUGCAUUGCUAGUGAAACAUGCCAUCAUCCCACUCUCUCUAUCUCACAAGCGCGUCUUCAUCUUGUAGUCUUUGUUCUGAUGUUUGAAGUUAAACACAGUACUCUGGUGUAUUUGAAGUCGAUGACUUUCUUAUUAUGUACUCGAGAACCAUUAUAAGGAUGAUAUCUUGUAAUAAAGUGUCAACUUUGUUCUCAUUUCAUCAGGAGUUGGUAC